Moneuplotes crassus is the source of this 838-nucleotide messenger RNA. The record is from the annotation of a GenBank genome assembly. NCBI's taxonomy places the organism in Eukaryota, Ciliophora, Spirotrichea, Euplotida, Euplotidae.
GUAUAAAUGAGCCUUGUCACAUUAGAUCCUCAGAAAGAGUUUUCAUUCGAAGUAACCAAUCCAUCCUCAGCAAAGACAACAUUUAAAAUUACUAGCAACUGAGAGGACAACUUAGCAUUUAAAAUCAAGACUACUGCUCCAAAGUAUUAUGUAGUGAAACCAAAUACGGGGAUAAUAAAAAGUGGAAAGAAGGUGGAGGUAUCCAUUAACCUCCAGCCCAUCCCAUCUAGUGUAAAAGAUCAUAAAUUCAUGCUCCAAGUUGCCAGGACCUCCUUAGUUCCAGAAGGCCUUGCUGCUGAUGACCUGAACCAGUUCUGGAAGAACGUUAAAAGUCUUGACUCUAGCGCUAGAGAAGAUCAUAAGCUAAAAGUUGUGCUGAUCUCCUCCAAUGUCGUCUCAAGCGCUGUAGUAGAAGAGAGUAAAACGAUCGAAUCCUUCAACAAAGAAGAGCUUGGAGAUGAUCCCAAUUCUACAGAAAUCCAAGUAGAGACUAUAAUCGAAGAAAUCAAAGAAGUAGAUGACGACUUGAAAUCAGAAUACGUGGGAAAAAUCUCUCAGAUGGAGCAAAAAUACUCCGAUCUCCAAAAAGAAAUUGAAGGUAAAGAGAAAGAACUCAAAGAACUAAAAGAAAAAGAGAGUCAAGAUGACAAUAAAGCAUUUGGAAGAAGGUCAGCAGCCUCAGAGUUUAGAAGAAGAGCAAAUGCAGUUAAGAAACCAGAGAAUCCCUUCCAUAUGAUGCAUUUGCUGAUAGCUAUUUUUGCAGGACUUGGGCUGGGUAUAUUGAUUCCAAACUUGCUAUAAAAACUAAAAUUACUAAGCAGGACAAUUCAGAAAAUUC